AGAGCCAAGGAGCGAGGAGGGACCUUCUCACAGUGUAAGGGAGAGCUUGAGGGGGACGGAGGAUAAAGAAGGUGAAGAAACAUACUCAAAGUCUGCCAUGGACCCAUAAGAGACCUUAAGGAUUGUAAAACUGGGGCUUUCCUUCUGGAACAGUGGUGUUUUUUCUGGGAUUGAGACUUUUUAAGCAAAGAAGAUUCCAAAAUGGAUAAGGGUGGAGGUCCAGCUCUGGCUGCGUUCAUCAUGAAUGAAGAGGAGCUGAAGAGGAAGCAGCGGGAAAAACUGAAGAAACUACAGGCCACUGGUGGCAACCCCAGGCCUGCUCGUUCGCUUUUCUUCUUCACACUUAAAAAUCCCUUCCGUAAGACUUGCAUCAACAUCGUGGAGUGGAAGCCAUUUGAGAUCAUCAUUCUACUUUCAAUCUUUGCUAACUGUGUGGCUCUGGGUGUGUUUAUGCCAAUGCCAGAGGAGGACACCAACAACACCAAUCUUACCUUGGAAAGCCUGGAGUACAUAUUCUUGGUCAUUUUUACUCUGGAGUGCUUUCUAAAGAUAGUAUCGUAUGGGUUGUUAUUCCAUGAAGGCGCCUACUUACGGAACUGUUGGAACAUUCUAGACUUUGUUAUUGUGUUCAUGGGGCUUUUUACACUGGUAGUGGACACAUUUAAUAAAAUAGCAGGAGUUCCCACAGAGAAAGGAGGAGGGUUUGACAUGAAAGCUCUCCGAGCCUUCAGAGUCCUCCGACCACUUCGUCUUGUCUCAGGAGUUCCCAGUUUGCAGGUGGUUAUGAACUCAGUUCUAAAAGCUAUGGUGCCUCUGUUUCAUGUUAUUCUGCUUGUCUUCUUCCUUGUCACUCUUUAUGCCAUCAUGGGUUUGGAGCUGUUUAAAUGCAAGAUGCAUAAGACAUGCUAUUACGAAGGCACAGACAUCAUUGCCACUAAAGAGAAUGAAGUCCCGUCUCCCUGUGCUGAGGCUGGUUAUGGUCGCCGCUGCACCAUCAAUGGCACAGAAUGCAGGACAGGCUGGCCAGGCCCCAAUUUUGGAAUCACACAUUUUGAUAACUUUGGAUUUGCUAUGCUCACCGUCUUUCAGUGUAUUACUAGCGAAGGUUGGACUAAUGUACUCUACUGGGUUAAUGAUGCUAUUGGAAAUGAGUGGCCGUGGUUCUACUUUGUGUCUAUGAUUCUGCUGGGUUCCUUCUUUGUCCUCAACUUGGUUCUUGGAGUGCUUAGUGGGGAGUUUUCUAAGGAGAGAGAAAAAUGUAAGUCUAGAGGAGAGUACCAGAAACUGAGAGAGCGACAGCAGAUGGAUGAAGAUCUGAAAGGUUACAUGGAAUGGAUCACCCAUGCUGAAAUACUGGAUGCCGAUCGAGAAGGACAAGGUCUUCUGCCUCUAAAGGACAGUGGAUCAGAGACAGACAGCCUUUAUGAAGUGGCAGGUUUAAACCGUGGAGUUUAUUACUAUCGCCUUGCACGUCGUUGGAACCGUGCGAUGCGGAGAAAGUGUACCAUCUGGGUGAAAUCUAACGUAUUCUACUGGUUUGUGAUCCUGGUUGUCUUUUUCAACACUCUGGCCAUUGCAUCAGAACAUUAUCCCCAGUCUGAAGGAAUGACUCAUUUUCAAGAUAUUGCCAAUAAGAUUCUGCUCACAUGCUUUGCGAUUGAGAUGGUGAUGAAGAUGUACGCCUUUGGCCUACGUGCCUAUUUUAUGUCCAUCUUUAACCGGUUUGACUUUUUCGUUGUCACUGUGGGAUUACUGGAGAUCAUCCUGGUUGAGGCAGACGUGAUGACAUCACUGGGCAUCUCUGUGAUGAGGUGCAUUCGACUGUUACGUCUGAUGAAGGUCACAAAGCACUGGACAUCUCUCAGUCACUUUAUCGCCUCCCUGAUAAAUUCAAUACGCUCCAUCGCCUGCCUUCUCCUCCUGCUCUUCCUCUUCAUUGUCAUCUUCGCUCUCCUGGGCAUGCAAGUCUUUGGAGGCAAAUUUAAUUUCCCUGACAGACCCAUUCAGCGCAGCAACUUUGAUAAUUUCCCACACGCUCUCAUCACUGUGUUCCAGGUCCUGACUGGAGAAGACUGGGAUACCAUUAUGUACAAUGGUAUCAUGGCUCAUGGUGGACCAUCUUUACCAGGAAUUCUUGUCUGCAUCUACUUCAUCAUCCUGUAUGUCUGUGGAAACUUCAUCCUAUUGAAUGUGUUCCUGGCCAUUGCUGUGGAUAACCUUACUGAAGCUGAGAGUCUUUCCUCAGCACAAAAAGAGAAGGAAGAGGAGAAAGCUAGGAAGAAGCUCAUGAGACAAUCCCAUCCACAUAAGAGUGAUGAGGAAAAAGCUAUGGUGGUAAAAAGCAAACACAAGACUGAACCCAUGCCCACAACCGCCAAGCUUAAAGUGGAUGAGUUUGAAUCAAACGUGAAAGAGGUGAAAGAUCCCUUUCCCCCCGCUGACUUUCCAGGUGAUGAUGAGGAAGAAGAGCCAGAAAUCCCACCCACUCCAAGGCCCAGGCCCAUGGCUGAUCUGCAGCUAAAAGAGACAGUAGUGCCCAUGCCUGAAGCGAGUUCCUUCUUCAUUUUUGGUCCACAGAACAAGCUCCGUAAGCUGUGCCACAGGGCAAUCAAUGCAACCCCCUUCACCAACUUCAUCCUCCUUCUCAUCCUCCUCAGCAGCAUCUCUUUAGCUGCUGAGGAUCCCAUCGACCCUAAAUCAUUCAGAAACCAGAUUUUAGCUUAUGCUGAUAUUGUCUUCACCACCGUGUUCACUAUUGAGAUUGUGCUUAAGAUGACAGUGUAUGGUGCCUUCCUGCACACGGGUUCUUUUUGCCGAAAUGCCUUCAAUAUCUUGGAUCUCAUCGUUGUUGUUGUUUCCCUCAUGUCCAUGGGAAUGGAGUCCAGUGCUAUCUCUGUUGUAAAGAUUCUCAGGGUGCUAAGAGUUCUGAGGCCACUCAGGGCAAUCAACAGAGCCAAGCGAGUAAAGCAUAUGGUCCAGUGUGUGUUUGUAGCUAUUCAAACAAUUGGUAACAUCAUUUUGGUCACCUUGCUCUUAAACUUUAUGUUUGCUUGCAUUGGUGUCCAGCUUUUCAAGGGCAUGUUUUACUCCUGUACUGAUCCAUUAAAAAUGACAGAAGUGGAAUGCCAGGGAUCGUUUAUCAAACAUGUGCAGAACAGCCUUCAAGACACAGAAAUUAGUCAGCGUCAGUGGGUUAACUACGACUUUAACUUUGACAAUGUGCUGAAAGCCAUGCUCGCCCUCUUUACCGUGUCUACAUUUGAAGGCUGGCCAGAGUUACUUUAUAAAGCCAUCGACUCAGAUGCUGAAGACAGAGGCCCCGUAUAUAACAACCGUGUGAACAUCUCCAUGUUCUUCGUCAUUUACAUCAUUAUCAUUGCUUUCUUUAUGAUGAACAUUUUUGUUGGCUUUGUGAUUGUUACUUUCCGAGAGCAGGGAGAGCAGGAGUACAAAAACUGUGAGCUGGACAAGAACCAGCGUCAGUGUGUCCAGUAUGCUCUGAAGGCUGGGCCCCUCCGCAACUACAUCCCUAAGAACCCUUUCCAGUACCAGUUUUGGUACUUGGUAACCUCCUGCUAUUUUGAGUAUCUUAUGUUCCUUCUCAUCAUACUCAACACAUUGUGUCUAGGAAUGCAGCACUGUAAUCAGUCUGACCACAUAACUAAACUGUCAGACAUUCUUAACGUCAUCUUCACAGUCCUGUUCACAAUUGAGAUGAUCCUCAAGCUUAUUGCCUUCAAAGCAAAGGGCUACUUUGGAGAUCCUUGGAAUGUGUUUGAUUUCCUUAUUGUGAUCGGGAGCAUUGUAGAUGUUGUACUGAGUCAGGUUGAUGCUGCUUUGGAGUCAAGUGGUGGACUGUACUGCCUCCAAGGCUGUGAUGAAACAAAUAAAAUGCAAACCAUUGCUUAUGAAGAAAAUGCUCGGGUCUCAAUCACCUUCUUUCGACUCUUCCGUGUAUUGCGUCUCAUAAAACUGCUGAACCGCUCUGAGGGUAUUCGCAACCUGCUGUGGACCUUCAUUAAGUCCUUCCAGGCUUUUCCUCACAUAGCUCUCCUUAUAGUAAUGCUGUUCUUCAUCUAUGCUGUCAUAGGGAUGCAGGUGUUUGGUAAGAUUGCCCUAGUGGACGGCACAGAGAUCAACCGCAACAACCAUUUCCAGACGUUCCCACAAGCCAUUCUGAUACUUUACCGGUGUGUCACAGGAGAGGCGUGGCCGAAGGUCAUGCUGGCCUGUAUGUCUGGGAAACUCUGUGAUCCGAAAUCAGACUAUGCUCCCGGAGAAGAGAAUACCUGUGGAACUAACUUUGCAGUGUUUUACUUCUUGAGUUUCAACAUGCUCUGUUCCUUUUUGAUUAUCAAUUUGUUUGUGGCAGUCAUAAUGGACAACUUUGACUACCUGACCCGUGAUUGGUCUAUUCUCGGUCCACACCAUCUGGAUGAAUUCAAGAAGAUAUGGGCAGAAUACGAUCCUGAGGCUACGGGAAGAAUUAAACAUCUGGAUGUAGUGACUCUUCUCCGAAGGAUUCAGCCACCGUUAGGAUUUGGUAAAUUUUGCCCACAUCGCUCAGCAUGCAAGAGAUUAAUUUCAAUGAACAUGCCCCUUAACAGUGAUGGGACAGUCACCUUCAAUGCUACAUUGUUUGCUUUGGUCCGAACAGCUCUGAAGAUCAAAACUGAAGGCAACUUUGAGCAGGCUAAUGAGGAAUUGAGACUCAUCAUUAAGAGUAUUUGGAAACGGACCAGUAUGAAACUGCUGGACCAGGUCAUUCCACCUAUUGGAGAUGAUGAAGUCACCGUUGGAAAGUUCUACGCCACCUUUGUGAUUCAGGAUCACUUUCGUAGUUUUUUGAAACGUCAGGAAGAGUACUAUGGCUACCGGCCUGGUAAAAAGAGAGCAGCGGAGAUUCAGGCAGGUCUGCGCAGUAUUGAGGAGGAAGCUGCUCCUGAACUCUACCGUGCCAUCUCAGGAGACCUUAUUGCUGAAGAUGAGAUGGAAAGAGAAAUAUCAGGAGGAGAGGAGGGCAUCUACAGGAGAACUGGAGGACUUUUUGGGACCAACGUGGACCCCUUCUCAUCUGAGCCCAAUAGCCCUACUACAGCGCAGACAAGUCAACGACCCCUGCAGUUCUCUGAGACUCGCCCAGAGGAAAUGGAGUCUCCUCCUAACUCUGUCUUUAUUCAUAAUGCUGAGUUCUUCCCUAGAAUACCACCCAGAACCAACGCCACCAACAACAAUGCCAACUUUUCAGAUGAUAUUAUAUAUGAGAGAAGGUCCCCACUGACUGUAGGAACCAGAGAGCAAUCAUUUGAAGAUUUAAGAGACUCCAGUAUUUUUCCCAGUAGAGCCUCAUCUGUUAGAGAUGUAGAGGCCAGACACCAGUCAGAUUUCACUGUAAGAACUGACCUCACACAGUUCCCUUAUGACCCCACAUACAGUCAGAGAGAUGCUAGGAAACCAGCAGAUAAAAAGCAUUUACCAGCAACAGACAAACUGAUCCGACAGUCACUAAGAGAUGAUGGCCUUGAGACUCAAUCUAAAGACCCCAAGUUUGUAUCUGUGACUAAGAAGGUAAUGGCAGAGGUAAUGAAUGUUAGCAUAGACAACAUGGAACGAGCUGCGCAGGACAUUGUGAAUGGAAGAAGUGGGAAAAUGCCAAAACGUAAAAGGCGCCCCAUUCCAAUUCCACCAAGUGCUAAACCUGACGAGACAAAGGAAGCCACCACUGCAGUGUAGACACUCACUUAUUGUACACAUAUCUCAAAGGCUUUGUGAGCAAAUCAUAGGCCUGAUCAAAUGCAGUUUCACAUGUUGACUAGUUGCCUUUCAUCCACAAAAUCUAUCUCAUUAAACAACAUAAUGUGUUUAGUAGAUUUUAUGCCAUCUAUGCUACUGAGUGGCAGAGCAACCAUGUGACUGUAUGUGUUACCUAAGUGAGGUGUGGCACUGUAAUAAAUGUAUUGAUGGGUCAUUUAAUUUGGAGUUUUUAAUUUGGUGUUUGAACAUGUAAUGAACUUGCUCCUCGUUAUUUUUGUGGGUUCUUAUCAUUAGAGAAGAGUGAGUAGGACAGGACACAGCCAAAUUACUAACGUCAUUGUUGUGAACAAGAGUUCUUCACAAGCUGUUUGAAAGCAUGUGUUUUGACUGUUGAUCAACUUACAGUUGUCUAAAUAUUUUUGAACGUGUUAUGUAAAGAAACAGAUUGUAUUAAGGGUACUCAAUAAGUUGGUAUCUUAAUUCAUGUUAAAUCAUGUUAAUUUUCUGAUUAGAUUUACCAGGAAUUAUUAAAAGAGCAAUUAUAAUGAUUCAGAUAUAUUUUUAUUAUUGUUGUAAUAUAAUAAAUAAAAUUAAGUGAACUUGUUCAGCUGUAACAGUAAGGAUGUAAUGAAACAUCAGUCUGGAUAUAUGCAAAAUCAUAAUGGGAAUUUAGAUAAGGGUGCUGCUGUAGAAAACCAUAUACUAAUUAGAAAUAUGAACACUAACACAGGCAGCUUGUUCUUAAUACAGCAAAUUUAGAAUUUAGAGUGCUGUCUGGAAUAGCAUUUAGUUAUCUCUCCUUCAUUUUAGAAAUGUUUGAAAAGUUUAUUGAGGCUUGUUAAGAAGGCAAGACACCCAAUUUUAUUGAAAUGUUUUGUGAUUUAUGGUGAAAUAAAAAAAACAAACAGCAAUUACAACCUCUAAUUGCAGUUAACCAUAUUUUUCAAACCUCAGUGGGGUUUUUUUUUUAAUAAAUGUUAAUUUUAUCAAAUUGUUUAAGACUACAAAUAGUAUUUUUGUUUUCUUUGAAUAUCCUGGUCUGUGGGCCCUGCACAUACUGUAUGUUCAUUGUUCAUCCCAUGCAGGAUUUUAAGAUGUGUAGAUUGACACUACAGGUUAUAACAGGAAAUUUACCAGGUAAUGUUAGUUUUCAACAUGCCAAACUAACCAUCAUUUGAUCAGCUGGCCACCCUACUAAAAAUAUUUGCAAUUCAGAAUACAUUUGCUGUAUUUUUAGGUAGUUAUUUAAGGUAUUUGUCUGUUUAAAUUACAAUAAUACUAUUCUUUAAAGUUCCACUUUAUUCCUCCAGUCUGUAGAAAUUAGAUCUUAAUCACUUUAAACAAAAUAUCGCUGGUUCUGAGGGUAAACAUGUUUUUCUCUCUCCACUGAUUGGAAAUUGGUGAAACUUAAAUGCUCCCCAUGAAGUCUUCUAACCCCCAUGUUCUGUUUAGGGUCUCUGAUCAUGACUUUUCCUCAUUUUAUAGAAACUGCAAAUAAACCAAAAAAUUUUUUAGUGUUACAAACACCCUGUCAUGUAUACUCUUCUGUUUGGGGUCUCAGAGACCCAAGCAAGAAUACAUGAUUAAAAGCAAGAGAUUUUCAUAUGCUUUUGUGAUUUUCAUGUUUUCUGUUCCAAGGGUAGAGCUGACUCUCUCUCUCUCUCUCGCUGUGUUUUAUUAAUUUGGUUAAUUAAUUUGAACUGUGAAUAAUGUAGUUUUAUUUUACUCACACAGCACUGGGGUCUCUGGUACUGCACACACUAAGGCAGUAAAGUCAAUGUUGACCAAACACAAGAGUUAAGCAUAUUUAGGUCAAAUCAGAAUUUAGUACAGGUUGGCAGAUAUUUGAAAAAGUAUUUUUAAGCAACUUAUCAUGUAUUAUUCAGAUUUUUCUUUCUAAUGCUGAUCAAGACUUUUAAACUGAUUGCAACACUGUAUGUAAAUUCAUGUAAUGUAUGUAGUAAAUCAGAGACUCUUUAUUA
This is a messenger RNA of Trichomycterus rosablanca, 7736 nucleotides long. RefSeq names its product calcium channel, voltage-dependent, L type, alpha 1S subunit, b (gene cacna1sb). Gene Ontology annotation, biological process: calcium ion import across plasma membrane. The record is from RefSeq and is a predicted model, not a curated record. Lineage: Eukaryota; Metazoa; Chordata; Actinopteri; Siluriformes; Trichomycteridae. Gene Ontology annotation, cellular component: voltage-gated calcium channel complex; membrane. The coding region runs from base 202 to 5733 and encodes 1843 amino acids. Gene Ontology annotation, molecular function: high voltage-gated calcium channel activity; calcium ion binding. The transcript is spliced from 45 exons.